Messenger RNA from Oncorhynchus gorbuscha (pink salmon), 6346 nucleotides. It is a transcript of the gene tarbp2, whose product is annotated as TAR (HIV) RNA binding protein 2. The transcript has 7 exons. The coding region runs from base 3832 to 4806 and encodes 324 amino acids. Gene Ontology annotation, cellular component: RISC-loading complex. Lineage: Eukaryota; Metazoa; Chordata; Actinopteri; Salmoniformes; Salmonidae. Gene Ontology annotation, biological process: regulation of miRNA processing; regulation of viral transcription; regulation of siRNA processing. Gene Ontology annotation, molecular function: double-stranded RNA binding; pre-miRNA binding; siRNA binding. The record is from RefSeq and is a predicted model, not a curated record.
CACACAUGUUAUUUUAGAUUACAUUGCAAGCACCCAAGAACAUUGUAUGAAUCCCCCCCCACCCACACACACACGUUAUUUUAGAUUACAUUGCAAGCAUCCAAGAAGCCUGUCAUCGUAAACGGCUUAAAGGGCGCUUUGUGCAAUAUGGUGGCUCUACUCUUCCAGACUGCACAUUACACCACAAUGGUGUUGUAGACCGUGUCAGCACCAUUGCUUUGCACGGAGACACUGUAGUUGUGGCAUUGGCCCAAGGACUCGGCUGAGUUUUGAAUGUGAGGAUUAUUCAUAUUGUCAUAGAGCACACCCAUUUAGCAUUUCUGUAAACUCCUAUUACUGCACAUAGUGUUAAAUUCAUCCUGAAUCUUUUUUAUGCAUUUAAAAAAUAUAUAUUUUUACAAGGGAUUUGACCAGAGCCCAUUGGAUGAAAUGGUUCUGAGGAAGCCAAGGACAUCAGGCAAGAGUGGCAUAAAACCCACUCUUUACCAAGCAUUCCCUGUGAGUUAAACUGUCUUUUAAACAAGUUAGCGUCGCCAUUACGCUCACAAGUUGCUUUCACUUGUGUUGAAAUUGCUUGAACUAAAGUUUUACCAUCUUGGUUGACACAUCCCUUGUCUGUGUUUCAGGGCCCCUUCCUGACAUUACUGUGUCUGCUGAACAAAGUUUGAGGAGCAUGUGACCACAGCCUGCCGUUGCCACGGUGCUGCAUGGACUCAAAGAAAUUACUCUGGGUGACUCUAGAUUUGGUCCAAUGCUCCAUGGGUCAGUGCUGUCAUGUCAUUGGCCCCCAACUGUCACCUGAGAUUCUAAAACACCCAGAUGCUCCUGUGUUCCUCCAGCUCUCAGUAAAAUCAAGUAAUUUGUACAGUAAUUUAAACUUUGUACCUACUUGCACUCAGUUUUACCACUUGGAGAGCUUAAAGGUGUCACCAGCAUUGUCAUCUGCUAUUGAGAAGGACACAGUCGAGCAGUAUUGUCUGUCAACUAUGGAAGGAAAUGAGGAAACCACGUGUGAUUGCUAGCCAGUUUAGGGAGGCAUGCCACGUGCGUGGGGAAUCAUCUAGCCAGGCCCUAGCCAUGAGAAUGUUUCCAGGUGAACGGCAAACCGGAGCCAUGUGAAGGGGUCUUGAGCUUAAGGUUCUCCAGAACUACUCUGAAUGAUUUGAUGUCUCAGUCAAACGUUGUGGUUUUGUUGUGCACCCAGAUGCACCCCAUCUCGGGGCAAACCACAAUGAGAGUUUCUGGCCCUUCUGCAGCGCCGCCCUUCAGACUAGCUGACAUCCAAGUGCCUGAUGUUGAGUGUAGCUGACGUCAGGCACAUUUUCAGUUUGUCAAGGGCCAGGCCAAACUCAAACACAGCCACACAUCACUAGCAAGUCAAGGGCCAGGCCAAGCUCAAACACAGCCACACAUCACUAGCAAGUCAAGGGCCAGGCCAAGCUCAAACACAGCCACACAUCACUAGUAAGUCCAGGGCCAGGCCAAGCUCAAACACAGCCACACAUCACUAGCAAGUCAAGGGCCAGGCCAAGCUCAAACACAGCCACACAUCACUAGCAAGUCAAGGGCCAGGCCAAGCUCAAACACAGCCACACAUCACUAGUAAGUCCAGGGCCAGGCCAAGCUCAAACACAGCCACACAUCACUAGCAAGUCAAGGGCCAGGCCAAGCUCAAACACAGCCACACAUCACUAGCAAGUCCAGGGCCAGGCCAAGCUCAAACACAGCCACACAUCACUAGCAAGUCCAGGGCCAACUGCCUGUAACCGGUUUAGUUUAGUACGACUUCACUACAAGCACUAGAAGUGCCAUUACAGUAGAGAGAGUUUGGAGAGAUGAUUAUUUUGUAGCGGAGAUGAGGAACCUGACCUCUACACCUACAGGGAUGUUUAGAUAACUCAUCAAAGUUGUAUGCAGAGGAAUUGUAUUUUUAAUUGUUUUGUUCUUUUGUCCAUCCCAUGUGGCUCAGGUGGUAGAGCAUGAGGCUUGUAACUCCAGGGUUGUGGGUUCGAUUCCCACGGGAACACAAGUAUCAAUGUAUGCAGUCACUACUGUAUGUCGUUCUGGAUAAGAACAUCUGCUAAAUGACUUGGUGUUAAUUAGUGAGUUACUGAUGUAAUUGUGAUUUUUAUUUUAUGACAAUGUGUCACCAAUGUAUUUAUUGAAUAAAAUCUUCAAAGAAAGUUCUCUCUUUAACAAACACUACAUCCCAAAAACCCAUGUUAUUAAUAACCAUUUUAUCAGUACAUAUUCCAUAUAAAAAUGAUCCCGAAUUCAUAUAUUGUUUGAACAGAUCAAUUUAAUAAUAAAAAAUGUACAUUGGUUUAAAGCUGUUAUUUAUCACAAUCUAAUCUAACUAAAAUAAUUUAUUUUGUGUGUCCUGCUGUGCUUGACCAUGUUUUCACACUGGCUGAUCACCCUUGAGAUCCAGAGUUCUCUGGUAAUUCACCAAUAAGCAGCAGUUGUUCCACAGUUGAUUGACAGCCUACCAGAAUGAGUGGGAUAAUCUUGUCCCAGAUACAGUGCUCUCUACUAGCAUACUGACGUGCAAUUGACUUGCUUUCGCUCUUGUCCUUCCACGUAAGCUGAGUUGCUCUCUUCAAUGGGGGAAUGAUGAGUGUUGCCCCUAGAUCUGACAGCAUCCUCUCUGACGAACCCCUCGUCUUCCAUGCAUCCAUCACCAGGCUCGGGGAUUCCCGAGAGACUCGUGAAGAGUUUGGAUACAAAAGUGAUGCCUCAACGAGGGUGUGAUCCCAAUCAGGCACAUCUCAGAUCUGUGCAGUCCAGGUUAACUCUGACCUCUGGACAGUACACCUGGAACUGAUCCUAUGGCAUCUAAAUGGGCGCAGAGCCUGAGACAAGAUGCAGGUCGUUGGUCCAGGUUAUUAUAAUGCGGUUCAUUUGAAGGGACAAAGAUGUCCGCCAACACGUUCUCCAGCCCAGUUGUUACUCCACAGCAUUACAGAAAUAAUUUGUCAAUGAGUGGCAGCUUCCUGUUGGGGCUUGGUGUUGCACUUCCUAUUCCAGUCUUCUGUGCCUUGGACCAGUAGAUUCAUCCUGGAGGUCAGAGGGGGCAGUAGACUCCCAGAACACCAUGAAGAUCUUCUCUGAAUGGAACCGGUUAUAGGAACCUGAAGUCCUCAUUGGCUGCACAGAAUUUUUGGAGCUGGAUGUGUACAAAAAAUCUGUUGGAUAAAACUGUUAAAUAAAGGUGAAAUAAAAUAAAUUGGACUUAUAGCGCUUGUUUCUUGAUUCCAUCCAAUGCAGCAUUCAACACACCUAUGAUCAAUUGUAUAUUGAACAACAUCAAAAAUAGAUGAACAAUUGGGUGGGUCUUGGAUUGCUUAGGCCCACCCAAUUGGGAGCCAGGCCCGGCCAAUUAGAAUGAGUUUUUCCCCACAAAAGAUAUUUAUUUAAGAGAAAUGCUCCUCACUUUCGUCAGCUGUCCGGGUGGCUGGUCUCAGACGAUCCCGCAGGUGAAGAAGCAGGAUGUGGAGGUCCUGGGCUGGCAUGGAUACACGCGGUCUAAUGUUGUGAGGCCGGUUGGACGUACUGCCAAAGGAGGGGCUCAAGUUGGAGUGCAGAGUGGGAAAAAAGACAUGCAACCUGGCUAGCCAGUUAGCGCAAUACAGCUAAUGUAAUACCUGAACUAUAGCAACUGUUUGCAGAACUACAACACCAACCAUCUGGAAAACCUAAGUUCACGUUACUCACCCGGGAGAGGAGGGCUUAGUCAUGGGCCUCUGUAGUCAGUGCAGAGGGACCAACACUUGUGAAUAGCUGAGAAAUCCACCUCCUGUUCCCAGCUCUAUCAAAGGGAGAGACCCAAGAAUGCAGGCUCCCUCCCCAGUUCCAGGAGAACCGACAGGGAACGGUCCCCGUCUCAGUAACACCCCAGUGUAUGACCUGCUCAAGGCCGAGGGCCAGGCGCACCAACCCAACUUUACGUUCCGCGUGUCCGUGGGAGAGAUCAGCUGCACCGGCCAGGGGCCCAGCAAGAAGGCUGCCAAACACAAGGCAGCAGAGGCCGCCCUGAAGAUGAUGAAAGGAGGUCUAGGGGGACCAGUGGUGCUGGGAGAAGGAUUGGGAGAAGGGUUUAUUGGGCCGGAAGAGCCUUUGGAUGGGGACAGUUCUCCGUCAGAGAUGAAGACUUCAGGUAGCGGCACGUCUCAGCAGUCAGAAUGCAACCCUGUGGGAGCUCUGCAGGAGCUGGUGGUUCAGAAAGGCUGGCGUCUGCCAGAGUACACCGUGACCCAGGAGUCGGGGCCUGCCCACCGCAAGGAGUUCACCAUGACAUGCCGGGUGGAGAGAUUUGUUGAAAUUGGCAGUGGCACAUCGAAGAAACUAGCCAAGAGGAAUGCAGCAGCUAAGAUGUUGUCCAGGAUCCACGAUGUUCCUGUAGACCUGAGGAGCAGCCACGAGACUGAGCCUGAGGAUGACACUUUUAUCAUGAACAUGGGUGGGGGCAGGGUGGAGGCAGGGAAGUGUAAAGGUCUGGGCUGUACCUGGGACUCUCUGAGGAACUCUGCUGGGGAGAAGAUGCUGCAGCUAAGGAGCCACCCUCUGGGCAUGCCCAGCUCUGACUUCUGCUCUCUGCUACACGACCUCUCAGAGGAGCAGCGCUUUGACGUCAGCUACCUCGACAUAGAGGAGCGCAGUCUGAGCGGUCUAUGCCAGUGUCUGGUAGAGCUAUCUACUCAGCCAAUCACGGUGUGCCACGGCUUCGCACCCAAUCAGGACGGUGCCCGCGCCAGCGCAGCCCACAAUGCACUGCAAUACCUCAAAAUCAUGGCUGGGGGGAAGUGACUGUCUCCCAGACCAACCUCUCUCCAUGGCAACGACCUAGACCCUGAUCACAUGACACAUCCGCCUCGGAGGGUGGAAGCAUCUUCCAACCAAUGGUGGUCAAGGGAAUUACCCAUGAUGUGGGAAUUGGAAUUUGUCUGUCCCCCCCACCGCCCUGUAGUUCUAUCUGGUCUGUUCAUUCCUAAAUGCCCCCUGAAGAUAUCCCACAUAGCCCUAGAUAAUUUGUCCCUAUGCCUUGAAGAUAUCCCACAUAGCCCUCAAUGACCUCUUGAUUGGCUACACCAUUUAUUUGGAUGGUCAGUCAGUCACCCACCUCCUCUGCUGUCACAGGCCUAGAGAGAUACUCUGCAGGGAAAGGGCCAAAUGCAUUUGACAACAACCCCCCGUUUCACUGUAGCCUCAUUGACUGUUUUAUUUGUUUUGCCACAUCUACAGUGAUUGGCUUUGGUUGCCUUUUCAUUAGCUAGUAAGUACUUUGUCGUCAACCAAAAAUACCUCUUCUCCCCCCCCCCCCGUUGAAGAAGUCUUGGCCUGAAUGAAGUCUAAUUUUGGACAUUGAAAAGUGGACCUUUUAACAACAUGAAUUCUUAAAUUAUAGACUUGUGUACUUUUAUUGCCAAGUAGACAAGAUCCAGCCCGUCUGUCUGUCUUAAGUAAUUGACUUUUUAAGAAGAGUCAUCUGAUAACUGUUAAAAAGGUGUACAUUUUUAAAUUGCUUAACAUCUGAAAUGCAAAAUGUUGAGUUUUGGAAUUACAUUUAACAUUGUACUUUACCAUUGAUUAUUUUCUUUGUUAGACCUCACAAAACCUUGUUUUGAAAUUGUGAAUAGAUUACUGUGAUUUAAAAUGAGUAAGUUUAAUGUUAAUAGCUGGUUGCUCUCGUAAAACUGUGUCAAUGGCCCCUCAAUGAAUGGAUAAUAUCACUUCCAUUCAACUGUUGUGAUUGUUAAUGUCUGAAAUGGACCAUCUAAUUAGCCCGUGUGCCAGUCUGUUCAUCUUACUCACUACUUAUGGAAUUGCAAUGUUAACACAAUGACAAUAGAGUAGGCCGAAAGCACAAACAGAUCUGGGACCAGGCUAGCAUCGAAUUUGAGAUGGAAUUGUAUCGCUGCAUUUAAUAUAGUAGAUCAUCUAAGUUGGAUUCUCUUGCACAACGGCUGACUAAUCUGCUCCUCUACUUCCUGUUACAUGCUAAUGGUAUAUAGACUGAACUCUUAUAUCCUCCCAUGUUUACUCCCACCAGUUGAUAGUCAAGCCUUCGUGGUUUCAUAUGGGAGGUUGAGUCAAGAAUAGUAUUGGUAGCGAGUGCCAGAAGAAUACUGGGUGACUAUUGGUCGCUGCUACAUCUCAUGAUGAGCAAGCAGUGAGAGAAACACACAACGUACCGCAUCUGAUUAGUUGGGUUUAAAUGUGGAAGACCCAUUUCAGUUGUUCAACUGACUAGGUAUCCUCUCUUUUCCCAUGUUUGACAAUUGUGUGGUCCAUCUGUUUUAAUUUGUUCCUUUUUUAAAUAAAAUACUUGAUUUCAGUGCAAAUAAAA